UAGGUUCAUGCUUCAACGUGGGGAGAAGGACAUAAACAAGUUUCGUAUUCAUUGGAUCUUUGACAGAGAAAACAAUGAUGAGUAUUUUCGAAUAAUGUCAUGGAUCAGUUAUGCAGUGAAGUGCAAUGUUGGAAGUCUUAUUAUUGAGCUCAGUAUGUUUGGGGAGAUGACAUUAGAAUUGCCGUCUUGCAUCUUUCAUUGCAAGUCUCUGAGGCAUCUAAUUGUGGAUGUAUUAAACAGAGGAGGGAAGGUUCUUAAGAUGCCUUCCUUGGCUUGUUAUAGUAAUCUCCAAUCCUUAAAACUGAAAAAUGUUACUAUUCAGGAAGAGUUUGGUAAAUGGAUCUCGGAGUGUUGCAAAAGCAUAAAGGAAUUAUCACUUGAACAGGUAUUCAAGACAGAAAGGAUCAGCAUCGAAAGCCUAUCUCUGGAAUCAUUCAGUAUUGCGUGUAAUUAUCUUGUGUGUUCUAAAGAUCUCCUUAAGCUCUCUGUCCUUAACAUCUCAGGUGAAAAAUUGGCAAAGAUAUCUAUAGUGUGGCAAGCACCUGGUGGCAUAGAUUAUCUUCAGAUUUUUUCCCCUAACGUUAAAGAUUUGACAUUGAUCGGGAUUUUCAGAAAUUACAUUUCGUUAGGGACCUUAAUGUGCUUAGAAAAGUCAAUAAUUAGUCCAGUAGGCAUAUAUGAUUCUAACAAGGCGCUUGAGGUUCUUUGCAGUGUAAGCAGAGCUAAAGUUCUCAAUCUGAUGGGAGACAUCAUUAAGGUUGUGUUCAGGGAUGGCUGCAGGACACCACCCUUGGAUAAUGUUUGUUGCUUUUCUGUGCUGUCUGUGUUUAGCUCUUUGAGUGACGACCUUGUCCCACCUAUGGCCACUCUUCUUAAAACCAUGCCUAAUCUGAUUGAUUUGCAAUUAAGUAGUGCAGUAAUCUCUGUAAACUCCCGAACUAGUUCAUCUGGGUUCAAUAUCAGCUAUUGGAAAUCCCUGAACCUGGCUUUUGUUGAUCGUCUUCAGAAUGCAACACUUUCAAUUUUGAAUGGGAAUAAUGAAGUGGAGUUUGCAGCUUAUUUGCUCGAAAAUGCAACAAAUUUAAAGAAAAUGGUCAUUUAUCAUUCUGGCCAACAUAGUGCUAUAAGGUGGCUUCAAAAUAAAAGUGUCUGCUCUUCCACCGCCAAUGUUUUUUUUAUGGAACUAGUCAAAAGAAACUGAAAGGAGGCUGCUCCACUAGUUGAUUGCAAGUCCAGAAUGCAGAAAAGAAGAAGCCAUCCUUGGAACUCGCAGGAUUUCUGAA
Fragaria vesca subsp. vesca is the source of this 1283-nucleotide messenger RNA. RefSeq lists its product as uncharacterized. Bases 8 to 1201 code for a protein of 397 amino acids. NCBI's taxonomy places the organism in Eukaryota, Viridiplantae, Streptophyta, Magnoliopsida, Rosales, Rosaceae. The record is from RefSeq and is a predicted model, not a curated record. Gene Ontology annotation, molecular function: protein binding. The transcript has 4 exons.